Messenger RNA from Prionailurus viverrinus (fishing cat), 1118 nucleotides. RefSeq names its product kallikrein related peptidase 9 (gene KLK9). Gene Ontology annotation, biological process: proteolysis. Lineage: Eukaryota; Metazoa; Chordata; Mammalia; Carnivora; Felidae. Bases 30 to 785 code for a protein of 251 amino acids. The transcript is spliced from 5 exons. Gene Ontology annotation, molecular function: serine-type endopeptidase activity. The record is from RefSeq and is a predicted model, not a curated record.
CAUGCUCAAGACCCAGGCACCCAGAGGUCAUGAGGCUGGGACUCGUCUGUGCUCUGCUUUCUCUCCUGACAGAGCACGGCGGGGCAGAUACCCGAGCAAUCGGGGCUGAGGAAUGCCGCCCCAACUCGCAGCCCUGGCAGGCCGGGCUCUUCUUCCUCACCCGCCUCUUCUGUGGGGCUUCCCUCAUCAGUGACCGCUGGCUGCUCACAGCUGCCCACUGCCGCAAGCGGUAUCUGUGGGUCCGCCUUGGGGAGCACCACCUCUGGAGAUGGGAGGGUCCAGAGCAACUGUUCCGGGUCACAGACUUCUUCCCCCACCCUGGGUUCAACAAGGACCUCAGAGCCCAUGACCAUAAUGAUGACAUCAUGCUGAUCCGUCUGCCCAGGAAGGCACAUCUGGGCCCUGCUGUGCAGCCCCUCAACCUCAGCCAGACCUGCGUCUCCCCAGGCACCCAGUGCCUCAUCUCAGGCUGGGGAGCCGUGUCCAGUCCUAAGGGUACAUACCCACUCACGCUACAGUGUGCUAACAUCAGCAUCCUGGAGCACAAACUCUGCCAUCGGGCAUAUCCGGGCCACAUCUCUGACAGUAUGCUCUGUGCCGGCCUUUGGGAGGGGGGCCGGGGUUCCUGCCAGGGUGACUCUGGAGGCCCUUUGGUUUGCGAAGGGACCCUGGCAGGUGUGGUGUCUGGGGGUGCCGAGCCCUGCUCCAGACCCCGUGGCCCCGCGGUGUACACCAGCGUAUGCCACUACGUGGACUGGAUCCGAAAGACCAUGGAGGACAACUGAGCUCUCGCGCCUCAGGACCAAGAGAGAAGGGUGGGCGCAGGGGAGCCGGGAAUUGCCGGACUCUGGCCUCGGCAGCGCGGAGACGCACUUUGCAUAUUCAGGCUCCGCCCCCUGUUGGCCGACAGCGUCGAAAAGGACAGGGAGACACCUCCGCCCUGUAGCCCCGCCUUCUAUGAUGUCACCGAGAGCUGGCACCGCCCCCAUGGAACAGCUUCGCCUAGGGCUCCGCUGGGGAAGCUCCUCCACCAGAUAGCUCCUCCCCUCGGAGCUUUGCCCAAUGAGGCUUCCCCCUCUGGACCCCACCCCUUGUAACCCCGCCUCCUCCGUGAGAGA